This is a messenger RNA of Funneliformis mosseae, 417 nucleotides long. Lineage: Eukaryota; Fungi; Glomeromycota; Glomeromycetes; Glomerales; Glomeraceae. The record is from the annotation of a GenBank genome assembly.
AUGGCACGCCGACAAGAUAUACAAUAUAUCCUUACAAACAUAGACAUUGAUGCCGUUCAAAAUCUUCCAUUUAACAACGACGCUCAAAGUGUUGCAGCGUUUGCGAGGAACCGUCGAAUCCAGAGAAUAAUAACUGGACGUUCCUUAAUGGAACGAAACGUCAAGAGAGAAGUCACUCGAAUACUACGAUCGCAAAAUCGGUACUUGACAAGUAUAAUAACGCUAAGGCUUUGGCGAAAUUGCCCAAAUCUUCGUCGUCAGGAGUUUAUCAGAUUGGCACAUGCGGCUAAUAGUAUAAACAGAGCCAUGUUACCUCCUCGUAUGAUGGGAUUUGGUAAUUUAAUGGUUUCAAUAAACAUACCACAAGAAACAAGAACGGAAUUCGAAAGUAACCUAUUCCAUGGAGUGGAAUUUUAA